AGGGCGCCUAGGGCCUUAAGCCGGUCCGGCGUCGCGUUAGUGGCGCUCCCUUCCCGCCUGCAGAGACGCUUCCGCUGCCCCGAGGCCAAUUUACGCGAUUCUCCCCAGGGCCCGGGACGAGGCGGGUGCUCUGGCGGCCGGGACAUGGAUGGCUCACCCAGGCCGCCCUCUCUGGGCUCACUGGUCGCGCUCUUGGUGUCCCCGCCUCUGUGUCGCCCCCCCUACCUCCCUCGGCCCGCUCUCGAGGACCUGGCGGUACAAACGAGUUCAGCCGGGGAAAAGAAGUGUUAUUUCACCAAAUUUCGCGUCACGCAGAUUCAAGAUGACCAACGAAGAACCUCUCCCCAAAAAGGUUCGACUGAGUGAGACAGACUUCAAAGUUAUGGCACGAGAUGAGUUAAUUUUAAGAUGGAAACAAUAUGAAGCAUAUGUACAAGCUUUGGAGGGCAAGUACACAGAUCUUAACUCCAAUGACGUAACUGGCUUAAGGGAGUCUGAAGAAAAGCUAAAGCAACAACAGCAGGAGUCUGCGCGGAGGGAAAACAUCCUUGUAAUGAGACUAGCAACCAAGGAACAAGAGAUGCAAGAGUGUACGACUCAAAUCCAGUACCUCAAGCAAGUCCAGCAGCCGAGCGUUGCCCAACUGAGAUCAACAAUGGUAGACCCAGCGAUCAACUUGUUUUUCCUAUUGUGUUCUGUAUGUGUUAAAUCUAUCACUGUAACAAUCGUAAGCAAAGAAGGCUAUAUACAGUUUUAUCUUCCUUUAGUGAUGGAUGGCUCUUUCCUUUGCAGCCAAACAGGGAAAAAGUUAAUGGCGAAGUGUCGAAUGCUCAUCCAGGAGAAUCAAGAACUUGGAAGGCAGCUGUCCCAGGGACGUAUUGCACAACUUGAAGCAGAGUUGGCUUUACAGAAGAAAUAUAGUGAGGAGCUUAAAAGCAGUCAGGAUGAACUGAAUGACUUCAUCAUUCAACUUGACGAAGAAGUAGAAGGUAUGCAGAGUACCAUUCUAGUUCUUCAGCAGCAACUGAAGGAGACUCGCCAGCAGUUGGCUCAGUACCAACAGCAGUCUCAAUCCUCGGCCCCGAGUACCAGCAGGACUACUUCUGAACCUAUAGAACAUGCAGAGGCCACAAGUAAAGACUGCAGUCGGCUGGCAAACGGACCAAGUAAUGGUAGCUCCUCCCGUCAGAGGACGUCUGGGUCUGGAUUUCACAGGGAGGGGAACACAACUGAAGAUGACUUUCCUUCUUCUCCAGGGAAUGGUAAUAAGGCCUCCAACAGCUCAGAGGAGAGAACUGGCAGAGGAGGUAGUAGUUACGUAAACCAACUCAGUGCGGGGUAUGAAAGUGUAGACUCUCCCACGGGCAGUGAAAACUCUCUCACACACCAUUCAAAUGACACAGACUCCAAUCAUGACCCUCAAGAGGAGAAAGCAGUGAGUGGGAAAGGUAACCGAACUGUGGGUUCCCGCCACGUUCAAAAUGGCUUGGACUCGAGUGUAAAUGUACAGGGUUCAGUUUUGUAAUAUUUUUCCAGCAAAUUUUUAUACAGUGUCAUUUAAUUUGGGAGAGGAUACUGUCCAAAAAAUUAAUGCAUACUUUGUCAAAAUUUGCCUUUUCGUGGGUGUGUGUUUUUGUUUGUUUGGUUGGUUGGUUGCCUUUUUUUUUUUUUUUUUUUUUUUUGCUUCAUACCUCUGCCACUUUGGAAAUUAUAACAGUUAAUUACUUCAAAUGUUGCUAAAAGGACAUUUUGUGUAGGGUCACGUUAUUUUUAUAUGAGUUAAUGUGAAGUUGUAAAUGGAAAUCUUUCCUUAAAUAUAACACAAUGAUGUCUGUAUAAAUCUAUGUCUAUCUAGAACCUGUGCUGUGUAAGGGCAUUCUUACUCAAGCUGUUAUUAUACUUCUGCACCAUUCAGACUUGUUAGAAUAGAUGUGGGUUUAUGACUGCCAAGUUUGCCCAGUACAGUAGUUUUUUAUCACUAAAAGUUGGACUUGUUGAUGGAGUCCUAUAGUAGUUUCAGUGUUAGAUACAGUUUUUCCACCAUACAUCUGUGCAUUUUCUCUUUAGGUGACUGAAUGUUUUAAGAAAUUUGUGUGCAUAGUUACUCAGUUUUUAUGAACUGUUGUAUCCUGUUAAUGCAUAUUGCUCUGUGACUCCAGUAUAUCUUAUCUGUACUGACCAAACCUAAAUAAAGAUUUUUAUUGUAACU
Molecule: messenger RNA, 2209 nt
Organism: Otolemur garnettii (small-eared galago)
Lineage: Eukaryota; Metazoa; Chordata; Mammalia; Primates; Galagidae
Product: pre-mRNA-splicing regulator WTAP
Exons: 8
Coding region: 149-1525 (458 amino acids)
Biological process (GO): regulation of alternative mRNA splicing, via spliceosome
Cellular component (GO): nucleus
Source: RefSeq, a predicted model, not a curated record